GGAGAGAGAGUGCAUUGCAUCACUACCCACUCCUCGCAGCAUUGGUCGCCAUCCAUCCACCUCUCCUCUUUCCAGUACCAAAACAGAUGGUGGAAAAAUCAUCACAUCUGCCGGGACGCAGGACAACAAUAGACAGCAUCUAGCCCAAGAGAACCGGGGCGUCCAUCAUGUUUGCUGUCAAGAGUUCCAUGAGGCUGUGAGCGCCGUCGGGAUUUUUGACACGGGGUACCAUCACGGCAGCCGAGGAUUCUUCUCGCGACUGUCUGGGCUCUCCAUCGAGUGGGGAAGAUGGCCGCCAUGAAAAUUUUAACCAGCAGUGGGCUGUUCUUAGCGUUCUGUGCGUUGGGGUUGCUAGCCAUGGCAAUCUGCACCGACUAUUGGUAUGAGACAGAUGCGCGGAGACACCGAGAAAGGUGUAAAAACUACGCCAACAAGAGAAACGACCCGGGGUACAUCUAUAUCUCAAAUAGCAAUCUCCCCCUCCAGAUGCCCCCAAAGGGCAUUGAAAGGAAAGGUAACAGUCCAAGUGCCGGAGCUCAGCCUCUUAUUAGGGAAAAACGGCACUUUCUGGCUGCAGCAUCAGCUAUGGAGUCCCACUGCAGUCGCCAGUUCAAUUCAACCAUCUCUGGGCUCUGGAGAAAGUGUCAUCGAGAUGGAUUUGACCUGGAGACAGAGGAUCUCAUAUAUAAAGGAUUGAUUCAGCGGUGCAUCCCAGUCAAGUAUCACUACUCUUCCUCCAUCCUUCCGCGCAAUUUACCCAUCAACAUCACCAAGACCAUCCGUCAGGAUGAGUGGCAUGCACUCCAUCUACGCAGGAUGACGGCUGGCUUUGUGGGCAUGGCCGUGUCCAUCAUCCUGUUUGGCUGGAUUAUCGGAGUGUUGGGCUGCUGUCAGCAGCAUGACCUAAUGCAGUAUGUAGCUGGACUACUCUUUCUCAUGGGAGGAACGUGUUGUAUCAUUUCCCUGUGUACGUGUGUGGCGGGCAUCAACUUUGAGCUGUCGCGUUACCCACGCUACAUGUAUGGCCUCCCAGAGGAUAUUAGCCAUGGCUACGGCUGGUCCAUGUUCUGUGCCUGGGGGGGCUUAGGCCUCACUCUGCUGGCUGGUUUCCUGUGCACCCUGGCCCCAUCCCUAAGCACCCCCUCCCGUACAACCGUCCACAAGCCCAGGCAGGAGAACGGAACCGUGUGAUGGGACUGUGUGACGGGCCCACGGAGUGCACAAAUAAGCAACACCCAUCCAACUUCGUCCAACGUUUUUGUCCAACCACCAUUUCACCUCAUCCCCCUUCCCUGUCCAUACCACCCCGGUCAUCCAUCUGAAUCAUGAGUGUACCAGAGAAAUUGUACAUGGGAGAACAGAGCAAAGACAAACCGAACUAAACUGUACUAUUUACUGUACAUCUAAGACACACAGAGCAAUGGCCCCCAGAGUAUUUUGGGACAUGGCAAGACCUUUUUGUUGUUAAACGUUUGACUACUAACUCUAUGGCAGCCUAAAGGCGACUGUUUGUCAGUUUUUUUUUCAAGAGGAAUUGUCUUAAAAUGGUGCUCUCUUUUAACACACACAACA
Molecule: messenger RNA, 1572 nt
Organism: Salmo salar (Atlantic salmon)
Lineage: Eukaryota; Metazoa; Chordata; Actinopteri; Salmoniformes; Salmonidae
Product: transmembrane protein 178B
Cellular component (GO): membrane
Source: RefSeq, a predicted model, not a curated record